AUGUUCUCAGACGUGAUCGUGCCGAAGGAGACGCUAUUGUCUGCUCCAGGCUCAGAGGAGCCGACUCCUGAAGAUGAGAGACGUCCUCGCCGACAGAGCCAGGCAGAAGUGGGGCGGAGUCGUGCCCAUCAGGAGCUGUGUGACCUGCAGACGGGUGAACAGUGUAUAAUAGUGGGCACCAUAUUCAAAAACAUGGAGCUGCAGCCCUCCAUCCUGAAGGAGAUCAGUGAGGAGCACAAUCUAUUGCCUCAGCCACCUCGUGCCAAAUACAUCAGCCAAUCAGAUGAGCUUAUUUUGGAGGAUGAACUGCAGAGGAUCAAACUAGAAGGCAACAUUGACACUCCUAAGUUUGUAACAGGUAGUGUUAUUGCUAUCAUGGGUGCAGAGAAGAAUGAUGGGAAAUUCACUGUUGAAGACUUCUGCAUGGCCGACCUUCCUCCACAGACCCCCAGACAGCCUCUCGGCUCAGACAGAGUGAAUGUGCGCUUUCAAUCAGUGCAUCUCUUUCACUGGUUCUGCCAUGAGCUUCUCAUCCGGGUUGAGUUUGUUUACAUCAGAGCCUCUGUACCUGUAGAUGUCAUGCCUGGACAGUAUGACCCAACAAACUACACUCUUCCCCAGCAGCCUUUGCACCGCUGCAUGUUCCCUCUGUCUGUGCCCUUCCCCACGCUGCAGCUGGUCAACAACCCCUACCAAGCCAUCGUAGAUGGUGUCCGGUUCUUGGGCACAGCAGGACAGAAUAUCAGUGAUAUUGUGAAGUACAGCAGUAUGGAUGAUCAUCUGGAAAUACUGGAAAGCACACUGAGACUCCGCCACCUGGCUCCCUCCGCUCCGGACACACUGGGUUGUUACCCGUUCUAUCAGAAAGAUCCCUUUAUUAUGGAAGAAUGCCCUCAUGUGUACUUCAGCGGAAACGCACCAAGCUACAAAUGUGAACGAGUCACAGGACCUGAAGGACAAGAUGUUCUCCUGGUAGCAAUCCCAGAGUUCAGCAGCACACAGACGGCCUGUCUUGUGAACCUGUGCACCUUGGAGUGCGAGCCAGUCUGCUUCUCCUCUUUUUCCUCAGAGGAGGAUGAGGACAAUGAGAUGAAUAUCAGCCAUUAAACACUCACUUAUCAACAUGUGACACUUGUUCCUGUAGACUGUCCAACAAAGACUUGUUUCUGUUGGUGUGUUUUGUUAAUAAA
Molecule: messenger RNA, 1190 nt
Organism: Sinocyclocheilus grahami
Lineage: Eukaryota; Metazoa; Chordata; Actinopteri; Cypriniformes; Cyprinidae
Product: DNA polymerase delta subunit 2-like
Exons: 10
Coding region: 1-1107 (368 amino acids)
Biological process (GO): DNA replication; DNA strand elongation involved in DNA replication
Cellular component (GO): delta DNA polymerase complex
Molecular function (GO): DNA binding
Source: RefSeq, a predicted model, not a curated record